GCUAAAGAAGCUGAGGGUAAAGGUGAUGGACUAAACCCUAUUGAGCAUCUGUGGGACAUCCUCAAACAGAAGGUGGAGGAUCACAGGGUCUCUAACAUCCACCGGCACCGUGAUGUCGUCAUGGAGGAGUGGAAGAGGACUCCAGCGGCAACCUGUGAAGCUCUGGUGAACUCCAUGCCCAAGAGGGUAAGGCAGUGCUGGAAAAUAAUGGUGCCACACAAAAUAUUGACACUUUGGGCCCAAUUUGCACAUUUUCACUUAGGGGUGUACUCACUGUUGUUGCCAGCGGUUUAGACAUUAAUGGCUGUGUAUUGAGUUAUUUUGAGGGACAAAUUUACACUGUUACACAAGCUGUACACUCACUACUUUACGUUGUAGCAAAGUGUCAUUUCUUCAGUGUUGUCACAUGAAAAGAUAUAAUCAAAUAUUUACAAAAAUGUGAGGGGUGUACUCACUUUUGUGAGAUACUGUAACAUUGCAUCAUCACAUGCUGCAGCAUCAGGAAGAGGAGCUGUCACAGGCCCAAUUCCUGUGUGUGGAGGUCUCCCAAACAGUAUCCCAAAGGGGCUAAGCCCAUCCUAAGCCUGUAGUAGUAUAGUGUUAUCGUGCAGCCACCAUUGGGUGGAAAGGUGUGAGGUUUUCUGUUCAAGUAGGAGUAACAACACCUCAUGUGGAACCAAGAGGUUCAAUUCUGAGUAACCUAUCAAGAGAUAUACUGAAAAAACGCAUUAGCUAAAUCUAUGAGUGAAAACCAUUCGCUAUUUUCUGGAACCUGGCUUAAUAUAGUGUAGGAAUUUGGCACAUCUGGAGCUCUCUGUUUGACUGCUGCAUUAACCGCUUGCAAAUCUUGUACAAAUCUCCAUUCAUCAGGUUGUGGGGGUUUUCUUGCUUUCGUUAAUGGAAAUAUUGGAGUGCGCACUGAUAAAUCAGGGCAGGGAACAAUGAUCCCUGCCUUCAAUAAUGAAUUGAAAUCUGGUCUAAUGUCCUCAAUAGGUUUUGAUUUAAGAGGGUAUUGAGAUUGUCUGGGCCUAAAGUCAGAUUUGGGCGUGAUCACAACUGGUGGUGCACUUCUAAUCAGGCCUACGUCAUGUUUCCCUUGGGCCCACAGCCUAAGAGGCACCUUCUUCAAUUCUGGGUGUAUCUCUUAGGGUGUAGGGCUUGUCCCAAGGUUCAGAAACAUUCCCUUGUCAUGACAAAUAACAUCCCGGUUAACCUUGCACAUUUCCUGAAAAUUUUUUUAUAAACUCCCAGUGUCGGGCUGUACCACAUGUUGGAGGUGGGUUUCUGUUCCCAAUCUGUAAUUUUCCCACUCUCACAUAAUCUGACCCACAGUCCCACGUCUUUCCACCGUUUGUUCUUUAUUUUGGCUAAUGAGACGUGGGGCGCGGAUUCUGGGACAAAAAUUGCACACAACUUCAUGUCAUUCUUUUGACUAAACAUGCACAAAAUUUGUCACAUCAAUAUAGGUACAGCUCUUCACUUUCUGGGAUAUCCAUAAACCAUUCUUUCUCAAAAUUAAAGCCUUUUCCUUCAUCCACUUGCACUGUGCAAUGAAGGGCAGAGGACAGCAUAAAAUCAACACACUUGUCCUUCAUCUUAUCAUGUGCCAACGUCAACAAACGAGCACAGGCUCUAGGCUUGUUAUGCAUGGACCAUUGAUAAACACAGAGCUCUGUUUCUCUAACAAAUGGAGUUCCCAAUGAUGAGUCAUCAGUUAUUGUUACUCCCUGAGGUGAGGACAUCAAAUUUAAGUGUAAAACACACAUUAAGUCCCUGCCCAGUAGAUUGACUGGACAUGAAGACGAAAUUAGGAAUUGGUGGGUUAAUCUUUUUCCCAUUUUCACAUUCACAAACUAGCGGUUCAGAGAAACGUUCUAAUACUGAAUGUCCUGUUACACCCAUGGAGUGCCGUGACCGUGAACUCAUUUUGGGGGAUUCUUUUAUCGCAGUGUUGAUCUACCAAAAAUGUGACACUUUGCCCAUUAACUACAAGAGAUAUACAUGGUAACUGUGUAAAAGGAGAGGCAUUAUACUUUAAAAGGUUAAGGGUCAUGACUGGUUCAGACAUUUGUGAAUUGUCAGUCUGACUAAUGUUGGAUGUGGGUGUGUGCAUGUUAGGGAUGUCACGAGAACCGAUACUUCGGUACCAAGUCGGUACCAAUAUUCUUAAAACGUGAUGGUACUUGUUUUUCUGCAGUUCCGUUGUAACAAAAGUACCGAAAGUACCGAGGUUGCGAUUUGUCCGAACCUGAAGGGGGCAGCAAAUACGCUCAAGUGUUUUAGUCGGUUUACAAGUGGUAAAGAAGAAGAACUACGCACACGGGGGGGACUACAAAAGAUUGCUAUGGCAAUCUAAGUUCAGCUCCUCCCCGACUCGUUGAGAGGAAAAAAGACAAGAGUCGAAUAUGGAAAUACUUCGCAUUCGAGGCGGAUAAAAACGGACAUAUAAUUGAUGCUCUGAAGCCGGUUUGCAAACGAUGCCAUCGUACACUUCAAACAAAGGGAGGAAACACCUCGAAUUUGGCAAAGCACCUGAAAGACAGGCACUCCGAUCUCUUCAAAGAAUUCAAGUAUCAGCCAGAGGAGGAUGUCCACCAGGAGAGUCAGGAGCAAAGUCAGCAAACAUUAACACAGCCAACCUUAAGAGAAGCUUAUAAAAGGCACAGAAAAUAUGACAAAAACUCAAACAAAGCAAGGAAACUGGAUAGGGCAGUUGCUGAGUUCAUAUGCAUAGACCAAGUUCCUGUCUACACUGUAGAAAAGCAUGGAUUCCAGCAAAUGCUUCAGCAGUUCAACCCCAGAUACCAGCUACCAAGCAGAAAUUACUUCAUGUAUACAGAGAUCCCCAAAUUAUACACUGAAACCAGAGACCACAUUUCAGAACAUCUCAAAGAAAAACCAUUUUAUGCCUACAUCUUUAUUAUAUAUCUAUUUUGUAAUUGCUUUUUUUUAUAUUAUGUGACUGUUGCCACUAUUGUUUUUUAUAAUGCUCAAAUGUUUAAAUAAAGGAAUUAAUGUUUAAGUAUUAUUUAUUUAGUUAUUUUUUUUACACACCAUGGUAUCGACUUUGGUAUCGAGUAUCGUGUAUUUUUGCUGGUAUCGGUACCAACUACUAGAUUUUUGGUAUUGUGACAUCCCCAGUGCAUAUAUUCCUGUUCUUUGUGAGCUAACUGAUAGUUUGGGUGUCUGAUGUCACCUCUUCUGUUCCCAGGUGCCUCACCCUUACCUUAGCUCCGCCCGUCAGUUCGCUUCUGCUCUGUACAGUCUCUUGCAAAAUGUCCAACUUUUCCGUAGUUGUAACAGUUUAAUCCUGGUCCAUAGCCCUGGCAGCCGGGUCUGCGUGCUUUUGGUCUUCCUCUCCUCUCCAUCUUUCUUCCCUUUCCCUCUCGUAGGAGCUUCUCCGCAUGGAUUGCAUACCUUUCCACUUGUGAGGUUUCCGGUGUCCCAGGUGAUACAUUGUUGUUUGACUAUAGCGGCAAUUUCUGGUUUCAUGCCAUUCAUAAAGCUGUUUCUGAGAUGUGCCUCCCAUGCUGUGACGGCUGCCUGCCCAUCUGCCAGUGCGUCGGGUUUCUCCAAGCCUGAGUUUGCAUCAUGGAUCUCAGUGAGCCUGAACAGGUGUAUAAUGGUGGCACGGGGGCUGAAGCGGAAACUCUGCGAUGAUGUCAGAGACCCAGGGUGGGAGAAUCAGCUGAAGUCUGUGUGGAACAUUUCUAUAGACAAGUACCAGCGCGAUCAGGCCCUUGUGGAGCCGAGCUUACUGCGCUCUGUUCUCAUUACUAACACACUCCGUCAGGCCAUAACACAUGUGGAGGCUGUUUCUGGAAUGGAGAACCCUAUGAAAAAAAUUCAAGCACAUCAUCCAGCAACAUGUUUCCGGCAGGAACCUGGCACGCCUUCUGGUUUCGAAGACAUGGAUGAUGAUGUCGUAGAGGAUCUGUCUUUAUCCACCACCAUUACCGCCAUCUUGAAGAAUCUGGAUACAGCUCUUGAUGGCAGCUCUGGCUCAUCUGCACCUCAGCGGUCACCGUUAGCCUCUGUGGAAAACCUUACAGUGGACAGGACCUUCAAAAGGAGUCCGAACAAAAGUUUGUCUAAUCACCUGCAGGACAGUGUUCUAGAUGAUUUGUUACUGGACUUGGAUACUUCUAUAUGUGAAGUGGAGAUGACCGAUCAUACUUUUGAUCUAUCUGCUGAUGAAUUUGUGAAAUAUUUACCAUGUGUGCCCUGCUUAGGGAAUGAAAUAGGGUUUUUACACUCCAUGUAGUGCACUGCAGUUCCAGUAAGGAUUUGGCAUUAAACUGUCUGUCUAUUUAUAUCACACAUUUGAAGGAGUGGCUCUAUGAGUACAAAUCAUAAUGUAUAAAAAUAAAUAAAUGCCUUCCACAUCUUGGGUAAGGAGCGAUUUGGCAUUCAGCUCCCUACUCCUUAUAUUUAUAUCACAUAGAGUAUGAAUGCCUAUUACUACAUCCUGUUUAGUGUCCAAUAGGAAGACAUUGCUCUCGAUAAGUCCAAUACACAAUAUGUUACACGUGAUGUGAAUUUUGGCCUCAUUGUUUUACAUGUAUAAUGAAAUGAGGCUCAUUUGCAGUAUUUAGUGUGCCAUAUGUCAAUUGGGGAACUAUUUGCAAUUCACAUGUGCAAUUUAUAUAUAAGUACACUACAUAGGGUAUGAAUAAUAGCUACUAAACUCUGUAAUGCACUCCUUGUUUAUGUAGUUCACUCUGUCAAGUAGAGAGUCAAGUCUUGGUAUGUGUACUACAUAGGGUUCUCAAACUUUUUCAACAUGAAGUCCCCCUUGUGUAGGGUGCAUUCCUUUGUGGCCCCCUAGAGUCGUCAAAUGUGGUUUUUUUUCACGCUAGGCUCUUCUGUAUCAGCUUUCUCAACAAAGAGACUACGUCCUCUAUCUAAAAACGUGUCCAUUUUAAAUAGUCUUUAAAUAGGUUUUUAUCAGCGUGUGGUUAACAGUACUGUACACUAGUAUAUGAAUGGAUGUCUCUGUUUGGUGUGUGUCUUAGUGUUCUGUGUAUAACUGAUUUAAUUUAUUAAUAGCUCUAAUUUUUAUGUACAUCAUAGUUCAAAGGUUGACAAUCCUGACUUACAUAUAGGUCAAAUUUAAAAAAAUUCUUUGUGCCCCCAGUUUGAGAACCACUGCUCUAUCCACUGUCUUAUGACCAGUUACUACCUAUAUAAGUGCAUUAUUUAAAGUAUAUUUAAUAUUUGAACUGUAAUUAAUGUAAAUGAAUAAAUUGGUCUUUGUAUAGUUGAGAGUUCUACACAGAACCUUUCCCCAGCCUUAAGGUUUCUAUAUUUUACUUCUCUUUCAGUUUUUAUUUCCCCAGGUAUGUAUAGGGAGCCAGUGUUUCUACCUAUAUGUAUAUCCCAUCCAGCUCUUUGUCUUUCUCUUUGAGAUGAUUGAUUAGAUACAAACCUCUGUCUGUUUUUAAAACUAUAGAAAUGCUGAAUAUAAAAAAGGUAAUACUUAUCCUCAUUAGAAAUUUUAAAGAUUAAAAGGGUGGCAUGGUGGCACAGUGGGCAGCAUUGCCACAUCACAGCUCCAGGCUGUCUGUAUCGACUCGAGCCUGUUUGGACUUUCUGUGCAUGUUCUCCCCAUGUUCAUGUGGGUUUGCACCUCCUAAAAACAUGCCAGUAGGUGGGCUGGCCCUGUUAAAUUGCCCAUAUGUGUGAAUAAGUGUGUGCACAAUGCCUUGCAAUGAACCGGCAUCUAAUCCAGGGUUUAAGGCCACCUCAUGACCAGUGUUCCAAGGUUUUCGCUCUGGAUCCACUAGUGAGUGAAAUUUUUUUUGGGCGGGGGGGGCUUCUACAGUGCACUGUCUAAUCUAUACUGAGAUGGGUGCCUUGUAGUGCCGCAGGGUGGCAUGUUGGAGCAGCUCAAGGGUCUCCGGUUCAGUUCCUGAGCUCAUGUUACUGUCUGUGCAGUUUUGUAUGUUCUCCUGUAUCUGUGUGGGUUUCCUAUAGGUUCUCUGAUUUCCUCCUCUCAAAAUCACGAGUCAAGAUCAAGAUUGAUGAAUGAAAGUAAUGCCUCAAUCAUGUUAAAGGCGCCUCUUGCAGAGAACAUGCCUUACUAAUAUCAGGCAAAGUUUAUAGGACAAAUUAAAAUGAAACAUAUCUGUAAUGAAAGCCAUAUAACAUUGGUUAGACUGUAACACCUUUUUAUAUGUUUUGAAAAAUAUAAUGUUUGUAAAUACCUCAUGUGACUGAUUCGCUUCAUUAAUCAUUCUGUUUUAAAGUGAUGUGUCGGCCAAAAAUGAAGCGUAACCAUGUUUUGGUGUUUGAAGUUUGCUUCUUUAGUUUUGCCAUGAAGCUUUGAGGCUAAUGUAGCUAAUGGGUAAUGGAACAGUAUAGUCUCCUAUUUAGCACUGUGCAAACUGUAUGCCUGAAAUGUGUUUAGUUUUUUCCCACCUAUUUAUAAAAACUUUCAUCAUCUAGUAUUAUUACAUUGCACUUGUGAAUUAUUGUUUUUUUUGUUUUUUCUUUUACACAAAUCCAGGUGGACAAAAAUCACAACUGUUACAAGUUUGGGUUAAUGCAACACUGUUCAUUCAUUACUGUAAAAAUUAAGGAAAAAUCCACUACGAAUGACUUGUAUAAUCUGUGGUCCAAAAUAUGUAUUUUUAUGAUUAAAUUCUGAGUUGACUUUU
Molecule: messenger RNA, 6659 nt
Organism: Ictalurus furcatus (blue catfish)
Lineage: Eukaryota; Metazoa; Chordata; Actinopteri; Siluriformes; Ictaluridae
Gene: sertad3
Product: SERTA domain containing 3
Exons: 3
Coding region: 3491-4264 (257 amino acids)
Cellular component (GO): nucleus
Molecular function (GO): transcription regulator activity
Source: RefSeq, a predicted model, not a curated record